GGCGAUAUGGAGAGUAAUAGCACCCCCUUCUCCCCGCCUGGCUAUUACAAUCCACAUCGCAGGGGUGUGAGGCAGCUCCCGUGAUAUGGGGCGUAAUAGUAUCCGCUGUGCGUCCUGGUGGCUCCGGACCCGGCCCAAGCGCGGCGGGACCUCCAUCCGUAGCCCUCUCCCCCCACGUCGCCCUCCCGGGGUCCUUGUCUAGUCUCAGCAGGCGGCAAACGGACCCCAGGCGUCUGGCGCUCACCCAGGAGACUGCCCAGCGGUUUCUGGAGAGAGCGCUAAGCGGAGACGCCCGCUGGCAAGCAGAUCCCGCCUCCUUCCCUGGCCAAGGAGCCGCCCCUCCGGGGUAGCUGUGCGCUGGGCGGCGCUCGGACCCCUUGGCAGCCGCAGGUGCCUCCCCAGCCCAGCCCAGCUCAGUCCGGCGCAGCCCAGCCCAGCCCAGCCCGGCGCUCGCAGCCUCCGCCGCUUCCGGGCAGAUAGGUGCCUUUUCUUGCUCCUUGCUCUUGGAGUUCUUCUCUUAGUCCCUGCUCCCUGGAUGAAAGCAUCGCUCCGAGCCUCAUGGGAGGAAUGAAGGAAGAAUCGAGACUAGAUAUCCAACUAAGGCUUCAGGACAUGUUUUGAGCGAAGAUGGGUGUUUCUGCCCGGAUAGCAUAAAUCGAGGAUCCAGGUCUGGGCAGAUUCAACCAUGGGAGCCAACACUUCAAGAAAACCACCAGUGUUUGAUGAAAAUGAAGAUGUCAACUUUGACCACUUUGAAAUUUUGCGAGCCAUUGGGAAAGGCAGUUUUGGGAAGGUCUGCAUUGUACAGAAGAAUGAUACCAAGAAGAUGUACGCAAUGAAGUACAUGAAUAAACAAAAGUGCGUGGAGCGCAAUGAAGUGAGAAAUGUCUUCAAGGAACUCCAGAUCAUGCAGGGUCUGGAGCACCCUUUCCUGGUUAAUUUGUGGUAUUCCUUCCAAGAUGAGGAAGACAUGUUCAUGGUGGUGGACCUCCUGCUGGGUGGAGACCUGCGUUAUCACCUGCAACAGAACGUCCACUUCAAGGAAGAAACAGUGAAGCUCUUCAUAUGUGAGCUGGUCAUGGCCCUGGACUACCUGCAGAACCAGCGCAUCAUUCACAGGGAUAUGAAGCCUGACAAUAUUUUACUUGAUGAACAUGGGCACGUGCACAUCACAGAUUUCAACAUUGCUGCGAUGCUGCCCAGGGAGACACAGAUUACCACCAUGGCUGGCACCAAGCCUUACAUGGCACCUGAGAUGUUCAGCUCCAGAAAAGGAGCAGGCUAUUCCUUUGCUGUUGACUGGUGGUCCCUGGGAGUGACGGCAUAUGAACUGCUGAGAGGCCGGAGACCAUAUCAUAUUCGCUCCAGUACUUCCAGCAAGGAAAUUGUACACACGUUUGAGACGACUGUUGUAACUUACCCUUCUGCCUGGUCACAGGAAAUGGUGUCACUUCUUAAAAAGCUACUCGAACCUAAUCCAGACCAACGAUUUUCUCAGUUAUCUGAUGUCCAGAACUUCCCGUAUAUGAAUGAUAUAAACUGGGAUGCAGUUUUUCAGAAGAGGCUCAUUCCAGGUUUCAUUCCUAAUAAAGGCAGGCUGAAUUGUGAUCCUACCUUUGAACUUGAGGAAAUGAUUUUGGAGUCCAAACCUCUACACAAGAAAAAAAAGCGUCUGGCAAAGAAGGAGAAGGAUAUGAGGAAAUGCGAUUCUUCUCAGACAUGUCUUCUUCAAGAGCACCUUGACUCUGUCCAGAAGGAGUUCAUAAUUUUCAACAGAGAAAAAGUAAACAGGGACUUUAACAAAAGACAACCAAAUCUAGCCUUGGAACAAACCAAAGACCCACAAGAUGAGGAUGGUCAGAAUAACAACUUGUAAAGGCCUCAUGUCUUCUUCUUGGGACAAUCUCAUGCCAGAAACUUCUAAUUACAUAUGUCAAGAAAAGCUGACAGUAGUUCUUGCCACUCCACACACCAUGACUUAGAAAAUGUGAAUGAAUAUAUUUCAAAAAAGGCAGCACAACACAGUGAAGGGUCCUGGGCCUGAGCUCCUGGGAUGUCGUUUCACAUCAAUCAACUGUGUGAUCUAGAGCAAGUCACUUAGCCACUUUCUGUGCUUUACUUUAUUUAUCUAAAAUGAGAGGGUUAUACUAGAUGAGCCAUACCCUGCCUUUUUAGUGCUAUAAUUGUUAUUCUAAACUGCCUUUAUUUUUAUUUUAAAAUUAAUAUAUGAAUAUAGAUUUAUUUUUCCACUCCUAAUUACGCAGUGACAAAUGGACAAAUGGACACAGGACUCAGUGAGACUUUUCAGACCUCGAAAGUUUCAUAAAGUGGUCAGAAUGCCCCAGGCUACUUGGAUAAAGAUAAGGAAUUCUAUCAGGGAGGCACAAAUGGAAUCAGAUUAAAAGUAACAGAGAUGGAUGAGGGCCUUCCAGUGAUGUGCGUGAAUCAGCAUUAGAUCCGCUUAUCUCAGCUGGCAGGAGCCUGCUGUGCACACCACUUCCCAGCUCCCUCUUCAACAAUGUGAAGGUGGUAACUUGAAAUUGGUAAUAAUGGGAGCAUUUACACCACGGAAACUGGUAAAUGCUCGUUUUUUCCCUCCUAACAAGUGAAUUGCUAAAUAUUAGCCCACCACUCUCCUUCCAAGAAGCAUGUUCCUUGAGGGCUAAUUGUCCUCUGAAGAUUAGCAGAGACCAGUAUCUGGAGAGGAUCAGAAAAGAAUGUCAUCGCACUGAAAGUAUGUCCACCUUGCAGUUCAGAAAAGUUGCAUCUUAUAUGGGGUUUAUUGUCUAAGUUAGAAAUGAAUUUAGAAGAUAGUAAAAUUUACCAUUGAAAAACCCCUUAAAUUACCCAUAACGUAUAUGGGAAGUAUCUUUUCUCAGUAAAGCCCAAUACAGUGUCACCUUUCACUAAUGAAACAAGUCAUUGCUUUUGUUUUGUUUUGACUUAGUUAUUUUUAUUUUUGGUCUCAUUUUGGCUAAUACCAGAUGAGCUAAAAUGUUGAACAAAUUAUACUUGUUUUUAUAGACUAGAAUUACUAUUUUUUUUCUUUUCAGGCAGAGUCUCGCUCUGUCACCCAGGCUGGAGUGCAGCGGCAUGAUCUCUGCUCACUACAUCUGCCUCCCGGGUUCAAGUGAUUCUUGUGUCUCAGCCUCCUAAGUAGCUGGGAUCGCAUGUGUGUGCCACCAUGUGUAGCUAAUUUUUUGUAUUUUUAGUAGAGAUAGGAUUUUGCUAUGCUGGCCAGGUUGGUUUCAAACUCCUGGUCUCAAGUGAUCCGCCCACCUUGGCCUCCCAAAGUGCUGGGAUUACAGGCAUGAGCCACCGAACCUGGCCUUAGAAUUACUCUUAGUACAGUGGAAUGCCCACACAUCCAAGACAGGCAAGUUCAUGGAGACUAAGGGAACAGUGGUAUCAUGUCUCCCUUCUCCCUUGUGCUUACUACAAGAAUGGCAGGCAGAAUCGCCUACUUAUUUAAAAUAUCACUGAUGUCUCACUCUUUUUCUUUAUAUUUUAUUUAUUGAUUUGCCACAAAGUUUAAUUCACCUAAGUGAGACGUGCAUAUGAUGUAACUCCACUGUACAGAUACACAGGUCUUUACAGAAGAACUAUUUUUGGCAACCCAUAUGCCCCUGGGUAGGGUCCAGAAGUGAACAGGCUUGGUGGGGGAUUGUUUUCACCUCUUGGCUACUCAGAGUACCUAAACCUGUCCUUACUUAUGGAGAGCAUGUGUCACACCAAGAUGGCAGUAAGCUGGCAACUGGGAAGACCUGACUGAUGCCCAUUUGGGAAGCCAGGCAAGUGAAAAUGGACCGAAGAAACAGAGAUGGCUGUCUUUUAUGCAAGGCUUUUCCAUAAAGAGGUUACACUGGGGCAACCAAGUAUGUGUAGAAAGCCAGAGCUAAACUUCAGCUUGGCAUUCACAGUUUUCUCUUCACUGAGCUAAUAGGCCCAGAGUUUCGGGCAGAGCUGUGAAAUAGUGCUUCUCUAAUAGCAACCAUAUUAUUGUUACAUAAUUAAAAGCCAGCUCUUUUGUUGUUUGUUUGAUUCCUUUUCCCUACAGUUCCCACAUCAUUUGUCUGUGCUAUUCUGUUUUUCUCCAAACACUAUAAACUUGAAGCAAUUGCCCUGACUCGAUUUCAGAGAAGGGGAUGUGUUGGAAAGAGCAAGAAUAAGAAAGUGACCAGAUUCUGCUGCAGUCUGGUAACCCCACGAGUGUCAGGGACUACUUGCAUGUUUACUUCUAUCCUUCAUUUGUUUUGAUUCAAGCCUUUAUGUGCUGUGGACUCACCUCCCUAAGUAACCAGGUUCCUCCUCUCGCUGCGACCUUGUUUGCAUCCUUCCCAAGAAGAGGCUUUGGGAAAUUUUUCUGUAAUUACACUUACCAAAGAGCCAUGGAACUAUUACGAUCUCCACUGUGAUGAGAGUUAAGCCAUAGUGCCAUUUCACACGUAUACAUUUAUGAUGGGAUGGGAACCCGAUACAAUCUCUGUAGGCUGAAUCCCUAGUUUUAUUUCCAGUGAGCUGCUUCUGUGACUGAAGCACCUCUGUGGGCUUUUGGGAACCAUGGAUGCACAGAUGAGAGAGCACGGGCUCAGAGAGUAAGAUGGAUUUCUAGUGCUAGCCAGGUGAAUGACACACAGUGUAUUUCAAGUUUGAAAAGCAAAACCAUGGUAUCUGACAGUGCGGAACAGCUGAUUGUAAUCACCUCCCACCACUGUGCAUUUUAAACAUGAGAACAAAAAACUUUUCCAAAAUUUAAACUUUUCCUAAAUCUUUAUGGUCAUUGCUAGUUGUUGACAUCAGAUCCUUUGGUUUUAUUCUAUAACUUGGGCUAAACGUUAAUAUCCCACUAGGUGGAACAUGUCUCUUCCGGAGUUGUGACAACCGAGGCUCAGAGCUGUGAUUUUUAGAAAACAAGAUGACUAUUAAAUCCUUUGGCCUGGUAUUCUUGAAUGUUUUUCUCCCAGUGCUUCCCUUGCCUGUAUGGAGCAUCUGCAAAGUCUGAGCAGGUUUUGAAGUCCAAGAGCAUCCCAGCUAUAAGGCUCUUGCACUGUGACAGAGCUGCCCACCUCCAGUACACCCUCAGUGACCUCGAGUAGAUGCGUAGGGCAGUCAAACCCGGCAACUUAUGCCACAACCCUAAUUCCAGGAAGUCGUCUGCUAAUGGCUAACCCACUGCCAUGGUGGCACUGGUUUUGCCUGAGGUCAUUGCUAGGGCAGGAAUGAACAGCAACCAGCACAGAGCAUUGCUAAAUUAAUUACGGUAACCUAAUUAAUUAGUAGCUAGGCUUCUUCUGAUAGGAAAGUUUCAACCAGAAACCACUAGAUGUUCUAUUAUCAUAGCUUUUGUAGAUUGGAUGGAAGAAUAAGUAGGAAGAAAGAGUAUUAAUGUAGCUAGUAGGGACCAGUGUUGCUGCUUGUGGCUGAAGCAGUAAUGCUAAGGCUUUAGCUCUUCAAAAGCAGAACGAAAAGGCACAAAAAGCACUGCAAGCUUGUUUCUGUACCCAGUUGUCCCUGUAUUGUCUACAUAAAAUCCUGUUUCCUGCUAUCUGUCUGUGAUUCCUGUUUAUUACAAAUUCAGUGUGUCUGACUGAUAUUAAACACUGAUAUUAAAAUUUCAAACUUCACUUAUCUGUGCUGUUGUGAACAGGCAGCUGAUCUGGCAGCCCUCGAAUGGGAAACAAGUGCUUCUGUUGAGCUGUAGCAUAUAUAAUAUAAAUGUGCCUAUGUGUAUUAAAAUGUCUUCUGUAAACAAUGA
Messenger RNA from Pan troglodytes (chimpanzee), 5755 nucleotides. RefSeq names its product serine/threonine kinase 32A (gene STK32A). The coding region runs from base 686 to 1876 and encodes 396 amino acids. Gene Ontology annotation, molecular function: G protein-coupled receptor kinase activity; G protein-coupled receptor binding; ATP binding. Gene Ontology annotation, biological process: regulation of signal transduction; protein phosphorylation; G protein-coupled receptor signaling pathway. Lineage: Eukaryota; Metazoa; Chordata; Mammalia; Primates; Hominidae. The transcript is spliced from 13 exons. The record is from RefSeq and is a predicted model, not a curated record.